Molecule: messenger RNA, 1221 nt
Organism: Brachypodium distachyon (stiff brome)
Lineage: Eukaryota; Viridiplantae; Streptophyta; Magnoliopsida; Poales; Poaceae
Product: keratin, type II cytoskeletal 2 epidermal-like
Exons: 1
Coding region: 1-1221 (406 amino acids)
Source: RefSeq, a predicted model, not a curated record
AUGGGGCGAGCUCCUCGCCCCGUCUCCCGCUCCCGCACUCGCAUAGCGCUACCCGCCCCCGAGUUCCUUGUCUCCCACGAGUCCACGGUACGAUUCGUGCGCGCUCGUCGGAACGACCCUGCUGUCAAGGUUCACGUUCGGGCUGCGCAGGGGAUCAGAGACGCGAGCGCGAUGUUUGGCCUGCUACGCCCCUACAAGGAGGGCCUGGAUUGGAGAGUGGGGAACUACCGUCUGCUGAGGGCUGCAGAAGAGCUCCGGGACCCGCUGGCCCGUGCACGGCACGCCACCGACGAUUUGAUCGCGCGCCUUUCGAGCCACGAUUUUCUGGCGGCUCUGAGGAGACUCGCUCGCGGAGGUGGCCCUCAGGCGCACGUCGGCGAGCGUCGGCUGCACGGGCGCGCGCGCGGCCACGGAGUCCUCCCUAUCGGAGGCCACCGCAUCGGCUACGGGCAAGGAGGCCUCGUCGUCGAGCACCGGCGCACCGCGGAGCGCAGCGGCGACCUCGGCGGACUCGCGCGCGGGGACGCGCUCGGUAGAGGCUUCCUCUCCCGCGGUGGAGCGCUCGGAGGCCGGGGCGUCGAGCACCCACACACCGCGGAGGACAGCGGUUUCCUCGGCGGACUCGCGCGCGGUGGCGCGUUCGGCAGAGGUCUCUCCCGCGGUGGCGCGCUCGGAGGCCGUGGCGUCGGGCACCCACACACCGCGGAGGACAGCGGUUUCCUCGGCGGAUUCGCGCGCGGCGGCGCGUUCGGCAGAGGUCUCUCCCGCGGUGGCGCGCUCGGAGGCCGGGGCGUCGAGCACGCACACACCGAGGAGGGCAGUGGUUUCCUCGGCGGACUCGGGCGCGGCGGCGCGUUGGGCAGAGGCCUCUCCCACGGUGGCGCGCUCCGAGGUCGCAUGCUGGGAGGUGGCGCCCUGCGAGGCCUGGCGCUGGGAGGUGACCUCGAUCCUGUGGACUUAAACAUGGACCUCCAGUUCCUGCGCGACGCCGAGGCGUCGUGCCGCUCGACGAGGUGCCGGUGCAUAAAGAGGGAUGCAGUGGCGCUCGCCAAGCACAUCAACAGGGUGUGCGACAAUCUCCAGGAGUUCUCUGGGCAGAUGAACCGCAACUCUAGCUUGGAGUCUACCCUGCGCCGUCGCAGAUGGGUUGUUCGCAAUCUGCAGGACCUCCUCAGCCAUAUCGAUAGGCUAUGCGCCCGGCGCAUCUCGUUUCCGCACUAG